UUGUAGCUGCAGUUAGAAUUAAGCUCAUGUUCCUAAUGACCUUUCUUCACCUUGAGGAAGCAAAAAAAGAAAACAACAGAAAACUGAAUUCAGCCCUCUUUCUUCCUUGUCUUCGAACAGUAAGGAAGGUUCAGCAUCACGCAGAAUGAGCUUGAUGGCGCUGUGACGUUUCAGGCAUGCAAGCUUAUCUUUUCAAUUACCGUCUUUGUAAGUAGAGGAGAAAGGACAUAAGCAACCGAAGUAUUUUAAGCAAUUCCAGCCCAACCUGCCACUCUUCAUGCUGGUAACUCCUCAGCGUCAUAGCUUAAGCUGGUUUUUCUGGUUUCCAGCCAGGUCGUGAUAGCUGAAGGAAUAGUUUUAUAUGUAGUUAUCUAUAAAUAACUUAUUUCAUUUCUGGAGUAUAAUAUGAAGAAGGAAAUUGUCCCAAAGCAUGGUAAAAGCUGAGCUCAGCUAAUCUGAAUGCAUUUUGGAAUGUAACUUUGUUCUUUUGUGGAAGAAGAAAAGGACAUCAGAUUUUGAGACGCGUGGUGGUACAACUGUACUCUAAGGGUACCUUGAAACUGGCAUGUGCAGCUGAGAUUGAAGACUACCUCCAAUUUCUGGAUUUCCUUUUGAUCUCUGCUUCUUUAGUAUGGGUUAAUGCAUUCAAUCAUGGUGAUCACCAAGCUGAAAUUGGAGCUGUGCUUCCGGGGGAAGAAACUAAGAGGUUUUACCUGUAAGUUUCUCAGAUCACCCGGUGGAUUCCUUCCAGAAACAUGCUUCUCCAUUGCAUCACAAGUCUUCGGGCCAUAUAUCUUGGGAGGUUUAGGCCUGGUAGCUGCCGGUGUGGUGAUGGAUAUUGUUCAUCACUGGAAAGUAUUUAUGACAAUCACAGAAAUAUUUAUUCUGAUUCCAGCCCUGGUUGGUUUGAAAGGCAACCUUGAAAUGACCUUGGCGUCUAGACUUUCUACAGCUGCUAAUACUGGCCGGAUGGAUAAUACACAGGAAAAAUGGAAAAUGGUUAUCUGCAAUUUGGCCUUGAUUCAGGUACAGGCCACCGUGGUAGGUCUUCUGGCAGCUGUGGCAGCAGUCCUUCUAGGCGCACUCUCUAAGGGGCAUUUGGAGCUGAACCAAGCAGCUGUGCUGUGUGCCAGCAGCCUGACAACAGCAUUCGUAGCUGCCCUCUUCCUUGGUCUGGUGAUGAUUGGUGUGAUCAUUGGAGCAAGAAAGGUUGGGAUAAACCCAGAUAAUGUUGCCACCCCCAUAGCUGCAAGCCUUGGAGAUUUGAUUACUCUUUCACUGCUGGCUGGAAUUAGCAGUACUCUCUUCAGAUACAUAGAUGUAAGAUACCUAUCACCCAUGAUCUGUGCAAUUUUCAUUGUUUUGAUUCCUUUGUGGAUUGCUAUUGCUCGGCAGAGUCCACCCAUUGCUGAAGUAUUGAAGGCUGGAUGGCAGCCAGUCAUAAUUGCUAUGGCCAUCAGCAGUCUUGGCGGACUAAUUUUGGACAAAACUAUAACAAACCCAAACUUUGAAGGGAUUGCUGUUUUCACUCCAGUGAUUAAUGGUGUUGGUGGCAAUUUGGUGGCUAUCCAAGCCAGUCGCAUCUCCACAUUUCUGCACUUCUGGAGCAUGCCUGGAGUCCUGCCACACAAAAUGAGGCAGCAUUGGCCUAAUCCAUGUACCACCUUCUUCACUUCAGGCAUUAACUCCAAAUCAGCUCGUGUCCUGAUCUUGCUAGUGAUCCCAGGACACCUGGUGUUCCUCUAUACUAUUCAUCUCCUUCAGGGAGGCCACAUGGCACUCACUUUCACUUUUGUGGCAUUUUAUCUGAUAGCUGCUCUCCUGCAGGUGGGAAUUCUGCUCUACAUGGCUGACAUCAUGGUGCGACUAAUGUGGAGAAAGGGUCUGGAUCCUGACAAUUAUUCCAUCCCCUACCUCACUGCUAUGGGAGAUCUCCUGGGCACUGGCUUCCUGGCUCUUUGCUUCUACUUGCUUUGGUUGCUCAAUGGGUUGAAGCCAAAACUAGGGAACUAAAGUCUUUUUGCUGUAGUGUCAACCUGCCUGCCAGUCUCACAAUGGUUCAACAGGGUACUGAAAAGAAGGCAUCCAGGUCCCUAAGCUGGAAUGGGUUGGCUAUCUCCUCCCUUUUGAUCUCAGCAUUGCAUAGCUGGAAGUUGGAAAGAGCCACCAAUGACGUAGCAUAAUCAUGUGUCACAGCUUUUGAAGUGUCAGCAAGGAAAGGACUGUGAAGCUCUCUGAUCAGUUUUUCAGUUGGUAAAGGAGUGUUAUUACAACCACCUGGUUUGAACAGUCUGUUGAUGCUACCAGGAAGCUAAACCCUGCUCUCAGUGGGACUGAGCUUGUGUCCCUGAUGAGAUGCCACAUUGCCUCCACUAGGCUUCAAAGAAGGCAUUUUGCUUUCUGUCUGCUAUAUGUUCCCACAGAGAAAGAGAGGAAGAAAAUGAGAGAGAAUUAUGUCCAGGACUGUUCCCACUCGACCCCUAAACAUAAAGAGGGAAACAAAGCCUUACAGUCAAAUAGCUCAAAUUCUGCUUCAUAACACCUCAUACAUAACGGUAACCAACUCAGUGAACUAUUGCUUUGCAUUACAUUUUUUUAGUCUGUAUGCUAAUAUUCAGUUUGGGGAUGGGGUACCUGUGUGUGUGUGUGAGUACACAUGUACACGUGUGGAUUUUCUUUGCAGAAUUGAGCUUAUAUUUUGACAGAGGAAUAUAAUUGGGGGAAAAACUAAAUACUGAAACUGUUCAUGACCUGAUUAUAUGUAGGUAUGAAAUCAAAAAAUGUGUUUUGGACAGAAAAGUUGUAGAGGAAAGCAAGAGUCAGUGAUGGAAGGGCAACAAGCUUCUGUUCUUUCCCAUCCCACUAUGCUACCAUUCCGGCCAAAGCUUCUUGCAAAGUAUGCACGCUAGUACAGGAAGAUCUGAAAAUAAUAACCAGGUUAAAUUUAAAAGCCGAAUUUUGAAGACUCCCCUAGAGGUAGGCAGACGAAGUUGCUGGAUGAAGUUUGGCGUCCGUAGUAGCUGUGUGCUGGGAAGAAGAGGCCUUAAUGAGUCCUGUGUAAGGGACAAACCUUUCUGUGAUCUCUUAGCUGUUUCAAAGGCAGGGAAGUCAACUCAUUUAGCUCUGGUAUAGAGCUCAAUGACAACUGAGCUUUUACUCAAAGGAACUUUUACAAGAGAAAAAUGAGGGUUGAAUUUCCCUGUGCCUCCAGCACUAGUGUCAGGCUUGAUCAAAUUUCCCUCUUUUUUUUUCUCCCCCUUUUUUGUUUUAUUUUACAUGUUCAAGUCAGAUUAUUGUUUUUAUGGGUCAUAGAAAUGUAUACAUACAAAAUAAAAUAUAAAUAAUUAUA
Messenger RNA from Python bivittatus (Burmese python), 3349 nucleotides. RefSeq names its product solute carrier family 41 member 3 (gene SLC41A3). Gene Ontology annotation, cellular component: plasma membrane. NCBI's taxonomy places the organism in Eukaryota, Metazoa, Chordata, Lepidosauria, Squamata, Pythonidae. Gene Ontology annotation, molecular function: monoatomic cation transmembrane transporter activity. Gene Ontology annotation, biological process: monoatomic cation transport. The record is from RefSeq and is a predicted model, not a curated record.